AUGAAUUUUAAAAAAUGUGGAAAAGAUUCAAAUAAAAUGUUAUGUAUAAAUGAAAACAAACAUAUAGAGAGAAGUAAAGGAAACAUAAAAUGUACCAAAUGUAUAAAUGAUAAAAACUCCAAGAAAAAUGAAAAUAACAUAAAAGAAUGGAAAAAUUUGAACUCCAUUAAAAAAUAUAUUAAUUUUUACUUAAAAAAGUUUAAAAUGAAAAGUUUUAAAAAAAAAUCAAAAAUGAAUUUAUUAUUUAAAAAAAAAAAGGAAAAAAAACUUAUAAAAAAAGAUUAUUUAAAUAUUUUACAAUCUGAAAAGGAAUAUUAUGAAAAAUAUGAAGAAAAUAAAAUAUUUAUAGAUAAUAUUAAAAGUUUUAAUAUGAAUGAUUUAACUAAAGAUCCUUCUUAUUUUUUUUUUUUUUAUAAUUUAUUUGUUAAAGGUUCUUAUUUGAACAAAAGCAAUUUAAAUAAUGCUUUAAUAAAAGACAAUAAAAAGAAGAAAAAAAAAACAAGAAAAGUUAAAGAUAAUAUAAUAUUUUUGAAUGGAAAACAAACGAGACUUUUAAUUUGUGAUUAUUUAAAAAUUCUUAUGAAUAAUAUACAAAAUGAAAAAAUUAUAAAUGCCAAUUUUUGCAUAAUUGAUUAUGUCAAAUUAAUUGAAAAUAAAAACAAUGAUUUUUUAAUGAAUUACAAUGUAAAGGAUAAAAAGGAGAAACAUUCAAUUAGUACCAAUAGUAUAAAUUCUCUAAAUGAUAAAAGUUAUAUAAAUGAUUGUAUUAAUUCGAACGUUGAAAAUAAUAAAAAUGAAAUAGUACCAGUUAAUAUAUCUUCAAAUGUUGAAUUGACAAAUAAUUCCACACCUAAUAACUUUAUCAAAAUAAGUGAAGACAUAUUUAAUAAAAUAUUAAAUAAUUUUGUGACAGAAUUAAAAAGCUUUUUUUUUUCUUUAAUAAAUAAAGUGAAAAGUAGUAAACUUUUAGCAAAACUUAUCACUGUUUUUUGUGAAAUUUUUUUAAUAUUAACUCCAUAUUAUGUUAGCAUUAUAAAUUUUAUUGAGAUUUUAAAUGAUUUCGCAAAUAUAAUUCCAUUGAGCUGUGUAAAUUAUAUAAUUAAUUUUCUUCACAAUUAUAAAAAUAAAUUUAUAGAAAAAUAUAAAGAAUUUCAAAAUUUUAUUAUUUUUAAUGAUCCUGUAAAAACACAAUCAGUGGGAGCUAGGCUAAUUGGUUUUAUUAAAACUUUACAAAAAAAAAUUAAGUUAAAUAAAAAAGAUUCUUUAAAUAUAUUUUUUCUUAAUCUUCUAUUAUCUGAAUGCUUACCUAUUAAUCAUCUAGGUUUUUGCAAUAGACAGUCGUUAAAAAAUAAUUUCAAUUUUUUAUUUUAUGAUUCGUUUGAAGAAUAUAAAAGUAAUUUAAAUAACGAAUCCAUUAUUUAUGAUGAUUUUGAAUUGAAUAUCCAAGAAAAUAUCAAGAAUUAUAAAAAAAUAAAAAAUAUAAUUGAAAAUGAAAUGAAUGGUAGAUUUUCAUAUAGUAUUGAUUUAACAAACGAUGGAAAAAAUAAAAGUAAAAAUGAUAAUAAUAAUUUUUCAAAUUUAAGUAAAAAAGAGGAAUUAAAUAUUGCAAUAAAUAAAGAAGAAAAUGAAGAAAAAAAAAAAAAUACAGAUAAUAAUAUAGUUCAUAGCGAUAAUUUAUAUAAAAGUGAAAUGAUCAAAAACGAAGAUAUUUUAAAAAAUAAUGAGAGAGAUGAUAAACAUCAGAAUAUCCUUACCCAUUCUAAAAAAAGUGAUAAAAAUAAAAAAAUUGAUGAAAAAAAUGAAGAAUUAAAUAAUAAAGAUAAAAAUAAAAAAAGAAAAAGAGAAAAUUCUAUCGAUAAAAACGAAAUUAAGGAUUUAAAAAAAGCGAAAUGUAAUAAAUUAUUUGAAAACUUAAAUGAAUCAAAUAAAAAUUACAGAGUUUAUUUAUCCUUUAUUUAUCUUGUUACAUUUGUAAAAUUUCCUGAAAUAUUUAUUGUUCAAAAUAGUGUAUCAUUAGAAGAUGUAUAUAAUGCCUUUAAAAUAUUUUAUUCGUAUGUGAAAAAUUUAAAAAAAGAAAAUAUAAUAAAUUUAAAUAUUAUAAAAGAAUAUAUGUACAAUAGUACUUUCGAUUUUCUUGGAAAUCUACAUAUAUAUAAUAUCUUAAUACGUGAUGAAAAUUUUAUAAAAGUUUUUUUUUUUAACAUUUUAUUGGUUAUUAAUUAUUUAAAUUAUGAACAUAACAUACAUGGGAAAAAUGGGAAUUUAUGUAAACAGAAAACAGAUAGAAGUAUUGAUGCAUUAACAAAAAUAAGUGAUAUGAAAAAUAAAGAAAAAAUUCGUUUUAAUAGUUCAAAUAAUAUAGAAAUAAAUAAUGAAAAUACUUUUUUUUUAGAUACAAAUAAACAUAACGAAAAGAAAAAAAAUGAAGAAAAAUAUUAUUCGAUGAAUACAAACACCUCUAAGUUGUAUCAAAAAAAUGUGAAAGAAAAUAAUUAUAGUAGUAAGAAUAAAGAAAUUAAUAAUAAAAUGGUUAAUAAUACCAAACAUAUGAAUCAAAAUAUUAUAGUGAAUUCAAAUGACUUAAAAAAUAGUGACACAAUUAAUGAAAAAAUAAAAAAAAUAAUAUAUUUGUUUAAUAAAGAUUUAAUGAAUUAUUUUGAUCAUUUUAAAAAUCCCUUUUUUAAAUAUUUACUAACUAAAGAAUAUUGUUGGUAUACAUGGAAAAAACAGUUGAUAGGAAAAACAAAUUGCGAAAAUUAUGAUUUAAAUUUUGAAUUUAAAAAUAUAAAUAUAGAAACACAAAAAAAAGAAAAAAUAGAAAUGAAAGGAGAUAAUAAUAAAAAUAUACAAAAAUCACCCGUAGAAAAUUUAAUUUAUGUAAUUGAAAUUUUUGAAUCAUUAAAUAAAAAAAUGAAAAAUUAUUAUGAAUUAAAUAAAAAUAACAAAAGUUUAAUAAAAAAUAAUUACAGAUACACAAAAUUAAUUGAUAAUUCAAAUAAUAUAAAUCAAACGAAUCAAAUAAAUACUUGUAAUAACAUUUAUACAAUUAGUAAUAUAGAUUUAAAUAAUAAUUCGAACAAAUCCUAUAGUGUUCAUGAUAUAAAUAAAGUAAAUAAUUUUUUAUUAGAAAUAAAUAAAAUCUAUUUAAGAAGAGAAGCAGAAUUUUGGGAGUUAGACGACAAUAGUACAAUGACAGAGAGAAAAAAAAAAAAUAGUAACAAAAAAAUAUUAAUAGAAAAACUAAUUGAUAAACUAGAAGAUUAUAAAAAAAAAAUGUAUAUUGAUAAUGAUCCGAUUAAUGAAAUUGAGGAAAGCGAAAAGAGCAAACAUAAUCCAAUCUUUAAAUUCAGAUUAACAAAAUUAUUUCUUCUUAAGUACAUAGAUUUAUAUACUAUUGUGAAAAAUAAAGAGUUUUCUACAGAUUGCGAUUUCUUAUAUAAUUUAAUGAUUCAAAUGGACAAAAAUAUGGUAAAGAAAAAAGGUUUAUUAAAUGAAGAGAACGAUAACAUUUUAAGUUUUCAACAAAACGAAUGCAUUAAUAAUAUAGAAAUGGAUUAA
Molecule: messenger RNA, 3558 nt
Organism: Plasmodium gallinaceum
Lineage: Eukaryota; Apicomplexa; Aconoidasida; Haemosporida; Plasmodiidae
Product: conserved Plasmodium protein, unknown function
Exons: 1
Coding region: 1-3558 (1185 amino acids)
Source: RefSeq, a predicted model, not a curated record